UCUAUAUAUAUAUAUAUAUAUAUAUAUAUAUAGAUGCACUCGAGUCUCGAAGAGGAAGGUCUCGAUCCUGCUGGCGGUGAGGGUCUCAGCUGCAAAGGAGAUGCUCGGUGUUGAUGGAUUUGGCGGGCGGUGGUGACAAGGACGGUUCGUGACAGAGAGGGCGGAACGGCGUCCGGCGAGUAAGGGAGGGCUCGGCAGUGAGAGAAACGGCAGGAAAGGAAGAACUGAAUCGGCAGUGAGCUUGAUGGGUCCAGUGAGGGAUGCGAUUUUCCAACAGCAAUGGUCGAAGUGACGGACAGAGAGGAGCUCGACUGUGUUUUCUCUCUCAUGGGUUCAGAUUUCUUCUUCGAAGCUCCCAGUGACGAAGAACUCGAACUCGAUAAUGAACCAUACAAUCAUGAAGAAGAAGAUGAAUAGGAAGAAACCCUGGGUAAAUCGCAAUCUCCCUGGGACUUCGCUUCCUUCUCGGAAUCAGUCACCGAUGAGCACGCCCGUUGUAGCACCACCUCCAUCGACUUUAAGAUCUCCAAAGCCCUCCAACACCGCUCUACCCCAGUUUCCACCAUCGCUGACAACGAAGACGCCUCCGAUUCUGAACCAGACCAUCAAAUCUUUGGACCGGGUUUUUGGGUUAAUGGCGGUGAUGGUUUGGGUGGCCGUUCGCCAACCUCCACCUCUGGGAUUGGGAAAAGUAUGGUAGGGGUAUUUUUGAAAGAGUAAAAGAGUAAAAUGGGCAUUAUAUUAAUUGAGAAUUUUUUGCACAAAUUCAAAAAAAUAUGGGUAUUUUUUGCACACCUUUUUAAAUAAGGAGUAAAAGUACUAUGAAAGUUAUGUGUUUCUUGCACUUGCCCCAAUAUUUUGACUUGCAAGAGAAAGAUCUUGUAUGUUAUUUAGUAUUUGCAAAGGAGAGGUAAUGGUCCAUUUCUCAACUCAAUGGAAUUUAUACUUUUCUUAACCAAAUUAGUUUUUUUAUUACUUUAUAAGAAAAAUAAAAUUUUAGUGAUCAAAAUUAUAAAAAAUAAAAAAAUAAAUAAAAAAGUUACUCUAAAGUGAUAUAAAGUCGAGAAAAGUGCUUGUGAUGAUAUUUGGAUUUUUUUUAUUGGGUGAAAGAGUCUGUUUGAUUGGGUCUUCCAUGAUUUGCUCAGUAGUUGAUUGCAAAGAUAGAAAGAAACGAAAAUUAGGAAUUUUAAUUUUCAAAAAGUCCUAAUUUUAUUAGAAGGUUAUUUUGGAUAUUCAAUUUUAUAUGGUUUCAUGGUUAUUUAUUGGCAAUUAUUUUUUUAGCUUGGUUACUACUUAUCAUCAAAAUUUAUUUUGUCUUAUUUUAUUUAGAUGACGGUCAAACGGGUACCACUCUCAUAUUUAGCUAUUUUUAAAGCGUGGUUAAUAUUACCACCAAAUUCUAUUUUUUCUUACUUUGUUUGGAUGAAUUCAUGACGUAAGUCACAGAAUUCAUCUAAGUGAGUGUCACUCUCACGUUCUAUGUGCGCUCUUACUCUUAUUAUCUGCAUAGACUCUUACUCCCGAUCUUAUUAUAUGUGAUUUAAAUUUUAUCAUUUUUGAACUCCGCUCCGAUAGCCGCUCUAUGUGACUUUUCAUGACACUAGAAACUAAGAAUAUGAGCGGGCUCAAGCAUCCAUCUAGUACCUAAGAAUCAUGGGCCGUAAUGGCCCCUUGAUUAUGGGCUUUUACCUCAUGGAACAUAUUGUUUUGCAUAAUGUUGACUUGUCAUUCUCUUAGUCCGAAGUCAUACGAAAGGCCUGGAAAGCGUAAGGCAUCUAGUCGUAAAAAAUCAACUUCGGUCCACUUCAAUACAAUUAUGUCUACGCUUUAUAUACCAAAAGCCAAUAUAUAUAUAAGUCAUGAAUGUAGUUGGAAAAUGAUAAAGGGGAGAUGUCAUUGUAGCCAGCCAGUCAAGAAAAACCGAAAAGAGAUGGAGCUCAUCAAGACCGUAUGCCUUAUCCAUGAUUUGUCGAUUGAUUGGUAAUAUUUUUUUAAGGAUUCAAAGCUAUUAUACACUUUUAUGAAUUAACUGAUUUCAUUAAUUUACAUCGAUAUUCGUUUAAAUUUGUUAUACCACAAUUGAUACUGCAAUCGAUACCGCAACUGCGAACUAUAGUGUUAUCGACUACUCA
This is a messenger RNA of Cornus florida, 2132 nucleotides long. RefSeq lists its product as uncharacterized. The record is from RefSeq and is a predicted model, not a curated record. The transcript is spliced from 2 exons. Lineage: Eukaryota; Viridiplantae; Streptophyta; Magnoliopsida; Cornales; Cornaceae. The coding region runs from base 383 to 700 and encodes 105 amino acids.